UGAAAAAAAACAAUCUUUGAAGGUUAAGACAACCAGACAAUGUACGAUCUUGAGAAAAGAGAAAAACUUAAUGAAAUUGUUGAACUUAUGAAGAAAAAUGAUUGGCAAGCAGUUCUUGAUAUUUUCCAGGAAGACGAGGACUACAGGGAACCCCUUCUAGUCUGGAUUCGACCUUCAAUUAGUCUUGUAAACUUCUUGGAACAGGAGUUAAGUAGGCUAGGGUUGAAGAAAAUAUCAAGUAUUGGUUGUGGUUGUGGUGCACUGGAAUGGAUAAUACAGGAAGCCUCUGAUUUGGAGGUUUAUGGAUUUGAGGUGAAUAAAGGUUGGUGGGAGGGCCCUCAUUCUACUCCUCAUUAUAUACCCUUAGAAUAUGUGACGGAAAAGGGUCAGCUCACUAGAAUAUCGGAUGAUUCCGCUAUUAUGUUCUGCUAUUUCAAUAAUAUGGAAUACUUUCAUCAAUAUCUGGACAAUUACACAGGUCCUUGUGUUAUAUUAAUAGGACCUAUAGAUGGACUCAGACAUUGUGAACCUGAACCUGGGUAUUUAGAACAGUUUAAAACGGAAUGGAUUUUACAGGGGACUUAUAUCCUGCAGCCCAGGGGACUUAUAUCCUGCAGCCUAGGGGACCUAUAUCCUGCAGCCCAGGGGACCUUUAUCAUGCAGCCCAGGGGACCUAUAUCCUGCAGCCCAAAGGACUUAUAUCCUGCAGCCCAGGGGACCUAUAUACUGCAGCCCAGGGGACCUAUAUCCUGCAGCCCAGGGGACUUAUAUCCUGCAGCCCAGGCGACUUAUAUCCUGCAGCCCAGGUGACCUAUUGAUUGCAGCCCAGGGGACCCAUAUCCUGCAGCCCAGGGGACCUAUAUCCUGAAGCCCAGGGGACUUAUAUACUGCAGCCCAGGGAACCUAUAUCCUGCAGCCCAGGGGACUUAUAUCCUGCAGCCCAUGGGACUUAUUUCCUGCAGCCCAGGUGACCUAUAUCCUGCAGCCAAGGGGACCUAUAUCCUGCAGCCCAGGGGACUUAAAUCCUGCAGCCCAGGGGACUUAUAUCCUGCAGCCCAGGGGACUUAUAUCCUGCAGCCCAGGGGACUUAUAUCCU
Eurytemora carolleeae is the source of this 1096-nucleotide messenger RNA. RefSeq lists its product as uncharacterized. The record is from RefSeq and is a predicted model, not a curated record. Lineage: Eukaryota; Metazoa; Arthropoda; Copepoda; Calanoida; Temoridae. The transcript is spliced from 9 exons. Bases 40 to 810 code for a protein of 256 amino acids.